Messenger RNA from Scylla paramamosain (green mud crab), 12690 nucleotides. RefSeq names its product dedicator of cytokinesis protein 3-like (gene spg). Bases 385 to 6369 code for a protein of 1994 amino acids. Gene Ontology annotation, biological process: small GTPase-mediated signal transduction. Lineage: Eukaryota; Metazoa; Arthropoda; Malacostraca; Decapoda; Portunidae. Gene Ontology annotation, cellular component: plasma membrane; cytoplasm. Gene Ontology annotation, molecular function: guanyl-nucleotide exchange factor activity; small GTPase binding. The transcript is spliced from 40 exons. The record is from RefSeq and is a predicted model, not a curated record.
CCUGACACAGAAAUUGGAAUUAGCCGAAAUGCUUUGGAGAAAAGAGUGGUAGAUGAAUGUAAGUUGCGAGUCAUUAGGAAACUUUUAAAGAAGAUUAGACAAAGUUAUGGGUGAGGACGAUAGCUAUAAUUCAUGGACGGCUUCUUGCAGCUUCCCUCAUGUUCUUAUGUCCUUAUGGAAAAUUUAGGGGCGGGGAGAAGUUAAAUUUGGCGGGAGGAGAGGCGGCGGCGAGGGAGGCGCCACCUGUGCCAGCUUGAGGAAGGACCAAAGUAAAUAGUCAAUAUGCACAUCUUAACAGAGCUGUCAUGAUGCAACCUUUUACCUCCAUUUCUAGACCCCUGCUGUAGUGAUUAGCGUCUCUGCCACCCCCAUGGAAGCCUGAAUAUGUGGACACCAACCAAAAACCAGAAAUUUGGAGUAGCGAUCCACAAUUUUCACCAUGACUCAGUCCCACAAACCCUUCGCCUUGAUGUUGGGGAGACGGUGCAGGUGUUGGAGGAGUGUGCAGGAUGGUACAGGGGGUUCUCGACACGGAAUAGGAACUUAAAGGGUAUAUUUCCUGCCCAGUUUAUCCACCUGAAGCCAUUCAAGAUCGACAAUGAAGGGUUGUAUGAGACGGUGACCCCAGUGGAGGACCCUGUUGUGCAAGAAGCUGCAUCAGUCUUACGAGAAUGGGGACAAAUAUGGAAAAACCUCUAUGUACAACUUGGGACUCCAUAUGGGGAGCAGGAACUGUGGGAUUCUGUCCGCAAGGCCAUGAUGGACGUGGCCGACUGGCGGAAGCAACUCAUCACAGGGACUCUCACGUCAGACCAAAUAACGCAACUCAAGCUGAAAAUCACUCAAAAAAUCGACUGGGGAAACAGGAAGCUUGGGCUGGACCUUGUGCCUCGGGUGGAGGGGGAGAUGGUGGACCCGGAUGCUGUGAGUGUGGUGGCGCUCCAUCGGGUGCACGCUCUGAGUUCAGAGGCUUCCCAGUCACAUUCUCAGGGGCUUGGUACUCUGGCCAAGAGGAAGGAGAAGAGGAAGGUGCUGAGCCAUCACUUGUUCUUCUGCAUGCGGGAUUUUUCAUACCAUUUAGGGGAAGAUGCGGAAGUGUAUUUUUCUCUGUAUGAUUCACAGAAACAGAAGUUUAUCAGUGAAAGAUUUCUAGUCAAACUAUCAAAGGAAGGAUUUUCUAAUUAUGUAGAAAAGAUUCAUUCUAAUUGCACCAUAUUUACAGAUCUGGGAAGUGGUGAUCUGGUAUCAGAUUUGUAUAUUGUUGCCCAUGUUGUGAGAGUUGGAAGGAUGCUCUUCUCAGAGUCAGUAAAGAAGAAUUCUUCGCAUAAUUACCGAAGACCAUAUGGAGUAGCCGUGUUCAGAUUAGCUCAAACAGUGUUGCAAGGAGGAGAUGGAGAGGUUGAACUGACAGGGAAACUCUUUACAUCCGAUGAGAAAGACUUCUGGCAACUGCAUGAAUUUAUCAUAAAGAAACAAACUAAUAAGUGUAAUAUAUUGUCCAAUAAUGUUAGCUAUGGGCUGGUGGUGAGUGUCAAGAUGGUCCAUGGAGAGCUGGAACAAGCUACUAAAGAGAAUCCCCUUUUGCUCAAGAAUGUUUGUGUUACCAAAAAACUUGGCUUUUCUGAUGUCAUAAUGCCUGGUGAUGUCAGAAAUGACUUGUACGUAACAUUGAACAAUGGGGAAUUUGAGAGAGGAGGUAAAUCUGUUGGGAAGAACAUUGAGGUGUUGGUGCUGGCGCUGGAUGCUGAUGGACACCCACUGCAGUGCAUAUACAGUGGUAUGGGCCAUGAAGGGACCACAGAGCACUCUUCUAUGAUCAUGUACCAUAACAAUUCUCCGCGAUGGAUGGAACGUCUAAAAGUAGCCAUCCCCAUAGAUCAGUUUGCAGGAGCUCACCUCAGAUUAGAAUACAGCCAUUGCUCAACUCGGGAAAAGAAUGAGAAGAAGUUUUUUGGAUUCUCAUUCAUACGUCUGAUGGAUGACGAGGGUGGGACAACUCUGCGUGACGGCUCCCAUGAGCUGUGUGUGUACAAGUGUGAUGAGAGAUCCCGUCUGGCUGACCCCAUGGAGUAUCUCACCAUGCCCUACCUCUCCAAGGCAGCUGCAGACUGUGUCUAUUCCCUACCUUUCCAGCGAUCUCCAAAAGAAAUAAUUGUUGUAGAUACUCUUCUCUGCUCAACCAAACUUACACAAAAUGUUGAUCUUUUGUCUUUGUUGCGAUGGCGAUCAGCUCCAGAGGGCAUUGGUGAGACUCUCUCCAGGUUGACGCGGGUUGAUGGUGCCGAGACAGUAAAGUUCCUACAAGAUGUGCUUGAUGCACUGUUUGCGAUGUUCUCAACUGAUGAUGGGAACUCUACUCAGUAUUCAGGCCAUGUCUUCCAGGCCUUGGUCUUUAUAUUUAGUCUUCUAGAAGACAGUAAGUUUGAACACUUCAAGCCUGUCAUGGAUGCCUAUAUCACUGGACACUUUGCAGCUGCUCUUGUUUACAAGGGUCUCAUCAGCUGCGUGAAGCACUUAUCAGACCUCUGCCCUCAGACGGAAAAACAAGAACCUAUCAUGAGAUGUUUUCGUUCUCUUGAAUAUAUCUUUAAAUUCAUCAUUCAGUCAAGAUUACUCUUUGCAAGGGCAACAGGAGGACAAAAUGAGGAUUCCUUUAGAGUUGAUGUGGAUUCCUUGUUUGAGUCAUUUGCUCGCAUGCUAAACAUGAAUCUUGAAAAUAUUGAGGCUUCCCAGAUGACUCUGUUAGAACACCUACAAGGAACAUGUGAUCAACUGAGUAGAGUGUUGACUCCAGGGGAAGUUGCCAACCAUAUCAAUACUUUAUUUAAUGCAACACCUGUGGAGUCAUCAAGAGUAAUUACAAGAGCCAAACUUCAUGCAAUGAAAAAUGCUGUCAACUCAACAAUUUUUGAUGAUGAUGAGGGUCGAGAGUUGCUGCUGCAAACCAUCUGUACUCAUCUGAGGCAACACCUGGACAAUCGACAGGAGCUGGCCCUUUGUGCUGAUGUUCUGCAGGAUAUAAUUAUUCUCACUCAUAAACACACCAAAAGAUUCCCCUCUAGUAAGCUACCAGCAACACUUCAUCAAGAUAUUGAAGAGAUAAUGCUGAACUUGUUCAAUGUUUUGGUUCAAGUUAUAUUAACCUUGGAAAGAUCUGCACCUAGCUCAGGUGCAAGUACUUUAAAACCAGAAGCGAUGGGUCUAACGCAGCUUCUCUCAGCCUUGAAGACCACUUUUGUCCCCACACAAGCCUCGCUAGUCUUGGGCAGCUUGUGUGUCAACCUUUCCGUGCAGGAUGACAUUCGGGGAUCUUUGGUAGCCUCCCUCAUGGGCAUCCUACAGCUGAUGCGAGAACCUCACUACACCAAGCUGUGGGAUGCUCACAUGAUCUCAGGAAUACACCACCUCCGCCACCUUCUCCAUUCAACCAUUGUUCUGUUGGCUGACCUUGUUCGAGCUGCUGUCUUUCCAAGUGAUUGGUUUGUCAUGCGCAUGGUCACCAAUUACACCAUUCUUGCAGCCAUGCAGGAAAUUGCACAGCCUCUCAUUGCCACCUUCUUAAAGCAAGGAAGAUUUGAUAAUCAGCUCUGGAGCAGUUACUUGAAUCUGGCUGUUGGGUUUCUAACACAGCCUUGCCUGCAGCUGGAACAGUUUUCUCAGCAAAAGCGACAUAAAGUGUUAGAACGCUACAAUGAUAUGAGAGUUCUGAUGGGAUUUCAAAUUCUUUCUAUGUGGCGUGAAUUAGAUGAUCACCGGCUUCACUUUAUCCCUGGCAUGGUUGGCCCAUUUCUAGAAGUGACUCUGGUGCCUGAACCAGAGCUGAGGAAGGCCACUUUGCCAAUCUUUUUUGACAUGAUGCAGGCUGAGCAACAGGCAAAGGGUAGCUUUAAACAAGUUGAAACAGAGCUGAUAGAUAAGCUGGACAUUCUCGUGAGUGAGAACAAGGGUGAUGAUGAGUACCGCCAGCUGUUCAACACAAUUCUGUUAGAGAAAGUCCGCUCAGAUGACCCAGUGUGGCGGGAGAGUGGCACGGCCUUCAUCAACUCUGUGACGCGGCUGCUGGAGAGGCUGCUUGACUACCGCAAUGUUAUGCAGGGUGACGAGAACUGUGACAAGAGGAUGAGCUGCACGGUGAACCUUUUGAAUUUCUACAAGAAUGAGAUCAACAGACAAGAAAUGUAUAUACGGUACAUUUAUAAGUUACAUGACCUGCACGUCCCAGCUGGUAACUUCACCGAGGCAGCCUUCACACUGCAGCUGCAUGCCAAUCAGCUGUCCUGGACACAGCGGAUGCUCCAUGCAGACCACCUCUAUCCGGCACAGACAGAGACACAGAGAAAGGAAUUAAUAUAUAUGAAAAUUAUCAACUACUUUGAUAAGGGGAAGUGCUGGGAACAAGGCAUUCCACUGUUGGAAGAGCUGGCCAAUCAGUAUAGGACCUGCCUCUUUGACUACCAGAAGCUGAGUGAGGUGCUGAGACGACAGGCAUCAUUCUAUGAGAAAAUCCUGAGUGGCAAGCGCUAUGACCAUGAGUACUUUCGAGUUGGAUUUUAUGGUCUUGGACUUCCACUUUUUGUUCGAAAUAAAGUCUUCAUAUAUCGAGGGCUAGAAUAUGAACAGAUUGGAGCCUUUACCCAACGAAUUCAGACAGAGUUCCCACAGGCAAAGAUGUUAUCUCACAACACCCCUCCUGAUGAUACAAUACGUUCCUCAGAUGGGCAAUAUAUUCAGAUAUGUGCAGUGAAAGCCUUGCCAGAGAUCAACCCAUUAUUUGAGGGUGUAGAGGUGGAUGAACGGAUCCUCAAGUAUUAUUCCAAUAACCACGUACGCCAGUUUGUGUAUGACAGGCCGACUCACCGAGGUCCUGCAGAUAAGGAUAAUGAGUUCAAGAACCUGUGGAUAGAAAGAACUACCUACACUACAGAAUUUGAGCUGCCUGGCAUUCUGAAAUGGUUUGAGGUGGUGGACCAGAGGAUGGAACAGCUCUGCCCUCCACAGUAUGCCUGUGAGACGGUGGACAGGCAUAACAAACAGCUUAGACAAAUUAUAAUUCACUACCGGGCUAAUCCUCAGGAUAACAUCCAGCUCUUCACCAUGAGACUGCAGGGCACAAUAGAUGCUGCAGUCAAUGGAGGUAUUGCUAAGUACCAGGAUGCCUUCUUUGGGCCAGAUUACCUUGUGGUCUACCCAGAAAAUGCUGACCAUGUCAACAGGCUGAAGGUUCUUCUGUCGGAUCAGACAAUGAUCCUUGAAGGUGCCUUAGAUCUUCAUGGCAGAAUUGCUCCAUCAGCCAACCAGCCGCUACACAAACGUCUUGUUGAGGUGUUUGAGGGGUUGAGGAGCAAAGUACGAAAGAUGUGCUCCACACCUCAGUCCCAGCGGUCCACCUCCUCCCUGCAGUCCACACCGCCCCCCCCACCCACCCACCGACGUGCUGACUCAGACCCUGCCACUGAGUUCAGGAGAACAGGCUCAAUUAUCAAUUCUCCCCUGCCUCCAUUACCAUCUGACAAAGGUGCAAUUAGCUUAAGUUCUUCCUCCACAUCGGGACACUCCUCACAGCGGUCCUCUCAGUCCUCGUCACUGUAUGCCCACUUCCAUUCAGCCUCCCAUGAUGAUGAUCUCUAUGCCAAACCUCAGGAAUGGGAUGGAAACCUGGGAGUGCAGCGAGACUCCCGGCCACGUUCAGCCUUCAUCUCAGACAGCAGAGGCUCUUCACCAAAGUCACUCUCAAAGUCACUUAAUAAUGACUACAUGAUUGUCCCUCCACCUAAACCCAGUGAUGAGGGUCAUAGAUGGAGAUACUCCCGCCCCCCUAGUCCUCGUCCAGCCCGGAGCUCUAUCACCCAAGACUCAGCAAACUCCUCAUGGUGUGACUCGCAGGGCUCAGACGAGUCAUUACCUCCGCUACCCCCAAGAGUUGGGGAGCGGCCAGCCAGGUCUAUAAGUCUUGGUGGAGAGGAAGAAGCACCUCCUCCCGUGCUUCCCAAGAGGAUGGGCAAGAAGUGUCCAUCGACUGCCAUGUUUGGGUGUGAGCAACUCCUGGGUGAUGGUGUGGAUGGACUCGGCUAUAGUGGCGGUGGCCUUAGUAACGGCUUUCCUGCCUCCACCCCUGGCACCCCUCCGCUGGUCUCCCCACGCAACCACCGCACCCCACCACCACCACCCAUACCCCCUAAAGCCAUUUCAACUCCUCUCACACCACUCUCUCCACCCACCGGCUUCUCCCCUAAUACUUCAGCUGAGGAUCUAACUCCAACCACACCAACUAAUAUAAACCUGAGGAACCUUGAUGAGCUGCAGCACAACCUUCUUGAAAACUACUCUGUACCCCCCCGUCUGCAGCCUCCUCCCCCUCCCUCUCCAUGAAAGUGUUAAUAUUCCAGUGUUCUCAUUUUUCUCUUCCUUCCCUACAUCCUUACAUCUGUUCUUAACUACUACUUGAUGCACAUUGUUUCUUUUCUUUUUUAUUAUUUUGCACAGAAAUGUUAAAAACUUUGUUAAUUUUUUUUGGAGCUUUAUUUUUGAUGAUAAUAUUGUUUUUUAGUAUGUUAGUUAUAUAUAUUUUUUUUUAGCCAGAAACAAAAAUAAAAUACUUUGACCUCAGCACACUAGUAAUUUAUUAAAUUAAUUUUUUUGGAUACAGUAUGUGGACUAAGCUAUUUUAAAGCACUGAAUUUUUUUUUUUCCUGCAUUUUUUAUUAUGGAUCAGGCUUAUUAAUUUGUGAAGAUUUGACUUGCACAUCAGUAACCAUCAUACAUGAUAAUAUGAUUCAUAUUUGUUAACAAUUUCUACAGAAAAACCAGUGAGUUAUUUGCUAAUUAUUUAUAGAUGCAUUUAUGAAAACUGUUCAGGAAAAUAGCACAAUCAUUUAUAUCAGUUAUAUAAAUGUUUUCAACAUUUUCAAAGAAAUAGUACAAUCAUUCCCUGAUCAUUCCUUUUAUUAAAUGGUCACUCAGCCAUGCACAAUUAGCUAUCACUUUAUAUAUAUAUAUAUAUAUAUAUAUAUAUAUAUAUAUAUAUAUAUAUAUAUAUAUAUAUAUAUAUAUAUAUAUAUAUAUAUAUAUAUAUAUAUAUGAAAUCAAAUAUACGUACGUAUAUAUAUAUAUAUAUAUAUAUGCAGACAGAUAUUAUUAUUGAUGAUUAUCUUAGUCCACAAAAUGUUAUCCCUCAAAGUUUUGUGUUACAUGUCAUUGAGCAUGACAGUUUUUAUUCUUGGUAAAAGUAACAUUAUUUUUUCACGACAAAAUUAAGAACAGAUUAUACAUAUAUACAGACAAAGAUAUAUAUAUAUUUUUUUUUCUAUGAAGACUUGCUUAAAGUUUCCUGGAAUUAAUCAAUGGGUUCUACUGAAGACUUGUUUGCUUCAGCUUUCCUUGAAUUGGUUAACUUGCUUUUCUGGGGCACUCCUUUCUCCUGGUGUAGCACGCACUGCGGUUUCCUUGCCGACAGCCAACUAAUAUUGUGUUCUGUCCUCUUUAUGUACAUAUUUUCACACCCUUGGAGCACUUUCCUCUGAGUGUGUUUGUAGAUAUUUGUUAAUUUGACUUAGUAUUAUUGUUUAUCCCCUGUAUUCACUUUAACUCAUUGUUGUUGUCUUGGUCAGCUUUAUUUGUCAUUAGUUGUAUAGUUGUGGUUGAAUAUUCAUGGUAGAACAGUGUCGUAAACUUAUUUUCUUCUCUCCCAAGUGUACAUACAAGAAAUGCCUCAAUGAAAAUGUUACAAUGUUUCAAAUACUACUUGCAUAAAAGUGUUUUCACGUUAACAUUUUUUCAGUAUAAGAUUAAAACAAAAGUAAUAAUAUGCUAUAAGAGAACCAUUGUUCUCAUAUGAUUCAAAAUGCUUUUCAUUUGAUAAUAUAGUUUUAUUCUGUGAAGUAAUUAAGCUCUCAAGUAAGCUUUAUAUCUCCAGUUGUGAUUUCGGAGUUCCUUUUUUCAUAUAAAUAUCACUAACCGUCACUAGCAGAAUGUUAUCAGUUUUGCACAUUUAAAGUAUAUCAAUGUAAGCCUUCACCAUGUAGCUUGUUUGGUAUUUAAUAAUAUGCCACAAAUACAGAGGCUUGUUGACCACUUCACAAAUCUGUCAUGCACUUCAUAAAUCAACAUUAGCAUAUCAAGCCUCAGUUGUUCCAGAUUCAACUGAGGGUUUGCAAAAACAUGGAUUAAAUUGUGUAAAGUUGUGUAAAUAUCUUGGAAUCUAUAUAUAAAAGUACAACGUAGCAUUACUGUUAUUUUUUGGACUAUUGAGGGCACAGAUACAAUUGAGGCUCAACCUUGUAUAAUAAUGCAUCAGGUCAAACCCCACAAUAAAUGCUUUUAUCUAUUCUUGUUAUGAUACUUCCAGGUAGACAAUAAUUUUUUUACAUUAAAAUUACAGAGAUUAAAAUUUUUCAAACAUAUAAUUAUUAUGAAAUUUUCAGAGAGGUGCAAAUCAUGAACACAUAUCAGAUUUACCGUAAUUUAGAUUUAGUAGUUGAGAUAGAUAGUAGCUGUUUGUCCUUUUAGCUUUAUAUAUCAGUUACCUCCAAAAUAUACAAGUUUGAUAUGCUAGGGAAAACCUAUCACUGAGAACUUAGUGCUGCAUACAGUAGGUAUCUGCAGUAUGCAUGUAUAGUAGUUAGGUAGCAUGAUAAGGUCUUUCAAUUAAGAAGACAUUAUAUGUAAUUAUACAGGACUAUAGUACUAUAUAUAUAUAAUUACAAAUGAUAUUAUAUCUUAGAUCUGAAAGAUACUUGCCCAGAUUACCAUAGCAUGUUUAUUAGAAAGAACAACUUCAGUCUAGUCACUGCAGAAGACAAGUUGGGCAAAAUGUAUGGCUACUGUAGGGAUGUAUGUAGUGUGCAGGAAUGCAUAGUUUUUGGGGUAUGUCUCAAAUUAGGUGCACCCUUUACAUAACUGGUUCUAUAUGAUGACUCAUCAAAAUGUAACCAAAGUAGUGCAUAUGUUAACUGCUUCUUUAAACUGCAGUUUAUUUUAAUGCAAUCUUGUUCUGCAUUUACUGAAGCUUAUCUCAGUCCCAGGAUUAAUUUGGAGCAGUGGAACAGUUACUUCAGAUUUGGAUCUUGAUUACAGGUGCAACGAAAAUACUACUCAUUGACUCGUCUCUUAUUUUACAUCACAUUAUGUUUGCAUUUUGUAUGAUACCAGUAUUAUAUAAAAGUUGUAUAUUUUAUUUGAGUUUAUUAGUUUGUACAAUACAAGAAAAUUGAUAAAUAGAGAUUUAUACAUCAGCAGUCCCUUGUAAUGUAAUGCAAACAAUAUUAAAGAAAGCUUUACCAGGGCAGCCUCUUAUAUUGAAUACCUUGAUAUAUCAUAGAGGGAUAAAGUCUCAGCAAAAAGUUUAGCAGGGCAGGUGUUGGUGCUAGACAUAGGAUGCAGUAAGUUCUUUAAAGAUGGUGAAUACAGAGUAAUGAAAAAAUAGUCUUGCUCCAGAAUAAAAGAUAACGAGUUCAUACAAAGACUUGCAAAAUUGAACUGAAGCUACCAAUGGUUGAGAAGUAAUGAUGUGUAGCUUUGCAUGCACUUACUACACAAAACUACUAAUAACUUUACUGCUUAUUUGAAUAUUUUUACAUCAGGAACAGCAUGAUGGUGAUGUAUAUGUUAUGCAGUCUUCUCCUCUUUACAUUUAGUGUUCCUUAAAUAUAUUUGCAUCUCAUGGUAGUCCGUGCAUUCAGAGUAGUUGUCAUUAACAUUAUUUGUAGAAGUCUAAUGGCAUGAAUUGGGGUUCAUUGCACAUUUUUCUCAUGUAAUUAUAAUGAUGUAUGCAUUGUUUUAACUUCUGUAAAGCUUUUGUGAUUGUGUCAGUACACAUUCAAGAGAUGUUGUGGUUAGACAUGUAAGGAUCUGUGUUGUGCUUAGAUAUGUAAGAUAAAACAUUCAUAGUUCAUAUUUUGCACUCCAUUUGCCCACAUCAUAAUUUUUACUAGUUAUUUGAAUGUUCUUUGAUGUUUUACUGAAGUGGCAGAUAAUUAUCAAAUUUUGGUUGUCUAUUUUUGCAUAGAAAGCAAGAAUUAUCUAUAGAAUUUACAAAUUGUUUUUGAAGUACUGGCUUAUAUGCAUUGCAAGAGUCACAUAUGCUGUGCCAGAGCUGGGCUAGAAGCAAACUUUUUAGCUGCAAAAAUUUUGAAAUAGUUGUAACUCCUUUUGGUACUAACAUUCACUCAGAAAGUUGGACAACAUGUUUAAGAAUAUCAUCAUGUUUAGCACAUAUAUAAAGGAAACUUUUAACUGUGUAUGGAGCUAUUAACCAGUAGGUGUUUUGUACUAGAAGUGUAGUACAUGAAGCACUGAAGGGGCAGGAACCCUCAGUGGUGCUUUAGAUAUAAAGUUAUUGCUUUUUCUAUGACAAACCAGCAACAUAGAAGUUACAGAUCCCUUCUCUUAUUGAAGUUCGUAAAUAAGGAAAUGCUCAACCAUCGGCAAAUGGGGUUAAGUUUAAGAAGAGAAGAAUUUAAGCAGUCAAAAUAUGUAUUAUCUUUCCUAAAUAUAUUUUAUUAAUUAUUCACUCUGUGUUAAAGGAGGUGUGAGUAUAAGAUUAUAUUGGUAGUUUAGAUUUUUACUGAAUACUGUAAUUUUAGAUUGAUCUAGCAUAUCUUUUACAUAUUAAGUGAUUUUAGAAAACAAGUAAGCCUAGGCAUUUCAUAAUUUCUGCUGGUAUUCUCCACUUCCAAAAAAACUAAAUGAGUUCUGAAUGAAUGAAGAAAAUAAUAAAAAUAAUUGAUUUCAGUUUAUAGUCUGACAAGCUUAAGGGAACCUAAGUUUAAUUAGAUCAUAAAUAGUUUUGUUGGCCAGUAAUUUACUAGUUCUCUUCAUAAAAUCAUAGUUCAGCAUAUAUGUGUACAUGAAUAGAUAACUUUAAUAUGUAUACUACAAUGUAUAGGUAGUCAGUUACUUGCUUUGGUUAAACAUUUUAGGAUGCAAGUCUUGAUUUCUCCAGCAGUGUACUAUGUGCAGAUCUGUGAUGCCUGAGAUAGUCCUGACAGAAGUGUACAUGACCUGUGACACUUGUAGAUGCUUCAGACAACUGUUGUAGUGAGCCUAAUAUUACAAAUACUGCAGAUAUUUCAGAAUUCAAGAAAGCAAGAGUGAAACUUAGAAAGCCCUGAAUCUAAAUGUCAUACUUGCAAUUUGUGAAUGAGUGAUACAGUUCAUGGUAUUUUGUAAUAAACUGAAGGUAAAUCGAGUAAACAAACCAUUUGAGCCUAGAAAACAUUAUGCAAUAAAUUUAUGGAAGAUCAGGAAGUAUGUAUCAUAAGUCACUUAAGUGCCUGUAUUGGAAAUAUUUCUGAUAUUUUGAUGGAGUACUUGCAAAAAGUUACAUAAUUUUUUCUCAUUUCAAAGUUAGUUGUAUUAAAGGUGAAGAGUUAUUUCAUGAAAUAUGAACCAUGAACUAUUACUUCACAGGCCAUGUCAUGUUGUUUAUAUUUUUUCCAUACCUAUAUUUGAUUCUUUGUUUUGAAAGUUAUAAUAUUAGCAUCUCUCAGUAUAUCAGCUGUGUGUGUGUGUGUGUGUGUGUGUGUGUGUGUGUGUGUAUUACAACAUGGAGCUUUAUCUUUUAAUUAAAGGAUGAUGAGGUGCAUAUGAUUUGCCGUAUCUUCACAAAUACAUUUCUUCCUCAGUACUACUUGUUUUCUGUACAGAAAGUGCACAUUUAUUUAUUUCUAGCAGCCAAAAAAUCUCUUCAUUAUGUUAAAUAAUCACUAGAUAAUUAUAAUAAUAAUUGUAGAAGUGGUACAGUUAUUACUAUUAUUGCAAUUUCAUUACUAUUAUUAUAUUGUUUUAGAUUUACCUACUUAAAACAAAAUCAAAAGCAUUAAAUAAUCGACUCUUUCUCAAACUAGUUCACAAUCCUUCUAAACCCAGAAGUGUUGGAACAAAGAUACAGAACUAUGACUGCUGUCUUUCAAAUGCUAAUCCUUAGUGCAUUUAUUCCUUGAUUUACAUUUUUGUAAGUUUAGGGAGUGUAGUAUGUAUAUCACUGAGCAGUGUUUUUCCUUUUCUUUCUUUUUUUUUUUUUCAAGGAUAUUUAUUGAAAAUAUGAUCUAAAAAGAAAAUGUUUUGUCAAAGGAGGAAUGCAAGUGGUUAUUGUUAUUUACAACUUUACAACAAAGUACAGGUAAAUUGCAUUAAGUUGCAAUUUCAUCAUUGCCCUCUCUCUUUCCCUGCAUCCCUAUGUAUUGCUGUCUUCCAGUAGUGGUGUUGAGGUGCAAUGGUAACACUACUGUGAGUUUUGAGAACACUAAUUUUAUACCUUUUGCAUAAUUGAGUUUAGGUGGGAACUGGUGCCAGUUUUGAUGAAACAUAAAAUAAUGGUUUGUAGGAACUGAGCGUUGGAAGUUGAUGACAUAUCAGCACUUGGAAGUGCACUAGUGCAUGUAUGCAGUGAAGCUUUGACAAGAAGGAACACUAUCUCAUUAUACAGACAUUGUGGUUUUGAUAUAUGUAUGGAGGAAUAACAUUUUUGUGCAGUGUUAUUUGUGACUGUAACAUGUACUGUGUACUAAUGAGAACUAGAUAGUGCUAAUAAGUAUGUGAAGUAAUAAGUGAAAUAUAUUAUACUCUAUCAGUGAAUAUGGUACAGUAGCAGGUCUUGAGGAACGUAUUUCUUUGUAAAUAGAAAAAUCUGUACAGAACAGGAAUCAUGUAAAUUACAUUUAAUACACUCAAGAAAAUAAAUGUGCCAUUAUA